AUGUUUUCUGCAGUAGUAGUAGGAAUGAGCGUUGGUGUUAGAUCCAAAGAUCGCCAAAGCAAACAAGAUGUCUUACAGAACAACAAUUUUGUAUACAUUAUUUACCUCUUACUUUUAAAUUAGAUAAAAAAAUUGACUCGGAGAAAGCAUAGGUCAAGUCAUUAAGUUGAAUAGGAGCACUAGAGUAACGAUUAGGAAGAUCAGUCGUUCGAUGAAGAAGGGAACAUGAUGGAAGAAAAUUUAUCUUUCUCAGAUAGGUCAGGUGAUUCAAAUUAGACUGAUUCUAAACAUGAAUAAUCUUACUCAAACUAGCAAAAUCAUACUUUGGAAUAGAAGCGUGACAAAUCGCCGGGAAAAAAUGACUUUCAGAACAAAAAUAAUAUAGAACAGUUUAGAGAUAGAAGAGCCUCUUUAAGCAGGUCACUUCAUGCGUAAAACAAGGAUCAUCAAGAUUAGUAACUGUUGUUUGAAUACUUUAUUUUGAUGUUGAUCCUCCUCAAUUCAAUUACACUUGCUCUAUAUGAUUACUCUGAUAGAGAUUCUUUGUUACCGUACAAUCAAGCAUUAGAUUAGAUUGGCCAAAUACUAACAUAUUUGUUCACAUUAGAGGCAACCUUGAAAAUUAUUGGAUUCGGUUUCUGCCUCAAGCCUAACUCCUAUAUAAGAGAUGGAUGGAAUAUUAUAGACUUUAUUGUCGUAAUAACAGGAAUAUAAAACGUCCCUGAGUCUCCAGAUUUGUGGAUUCAGGUUCCUGAUACACCUAGAGUCUGCUCAAUAUCUAAUUCAGGAAUAUAUAGUUGCCCCAGUGAAUAUUAUUGCGGCAAUCCAGAACACCUUACAUCACUUGCUAAUGAAAACUUAGAAUCAAAUGUCUUGAUUAAUUUUGGAAUUACUAACUUUGACAACUUGGGAUCUUCUCUCUUAACAGUUUUUCAAAUAGUUUCAACUGAUGGAUGGACCCCAAUUAUGCUUAAUUUGAUGGAUGCUGAAAUCCCGUUUCUAGCAGCUUUAUAUUGUAUACUUCUUGUUAUCACUGCAUCCUUCUUCCUAAUGAAUUUGAUUCUCGCAGUUAUCAUUUAAGCUUUCAUUAGGAUUUAGAGAAAUGAACUAGAAGAGGAUAUUUUAAACUAUCAAGAAUUAUAAAUUGAUGACUUGGACGAAAUUAAAGAUGAUUAAAAUGCUCAAGGAUAGUAAUCUGCAUUGGAUAAAGAACAAUAGAAUAAUAACUCUAUUAAGGAAUAAAAUGUUGACAAUUAAAUAGGCUUUGAUGGUUAAGAGCAUUUCACUGGAGCAGUAUAAGAUAAAAAUUAAGCAUAGUCACCAGAAAAAAUUAAGUCUAACUUGGUUAACAGGAGAGUAAGUUUGACAGUAAAUAUUGAGAAGUCUGAUGCUUCAAAAUCUUAAGCAAUUUAGAGAAAUCCUCUGAUGGAUAGUCUGUAGGUUUUUAAGAUAAGACCUAAUGAUGUCAAAGACUAAACAAAUCAAUAAAGUGAAUAAAAUUCACAAGAACAGUAAAAAUCAGGAUUAUAGCUCUUCUAAUAAAUUCUAAAAAUCAAUAAAGAGGAAAAAUCUAAUUAAACUGGGAACAAGUAAGGCAGAAUGAUGGAUGCCUUUAAUUCUUUCUUUACUAAAAAGAAGGAAGAAUUUAACUCUAAAGAAUAAUACUUCAAUUAAGUUCUGAAAGAGGCGAAGCAAUAGUAUAUGUCUGAAAGUUUGCAUGCAUAAACUACAAAUUUAAGAUAACUUGUACAAUAUAAGCUUAGUUUAAGGCUAUCAAGAUAAGGAACUAAGGCGUUUGAAAGUAAAUUGGAGCGUUCGCUUAACUUUAGAGCUGAGAAUAACAAACUUUACUAUUACUGCUUGAAGAUAGUUAGGAGUAAAUACUUUUCAAGAUUCAUUUCAUUAUUGAUCAUUCUAAAUACAAUUGAUUUAUCCCUUGAUAGAUAUCCUGAGGCUGAAAACGAAUCAAGGAUUUAUGAUUUGAUAAAUACAGUAUUUUCUUUCCUUUUUGUUGGUGAAAUGAUGAUAAAACUCACUGGUUGUGGAUUCAAAAAUUACUUCCUUGAUCCUUUCAAUCUAUUUGACUGUAUAGUAGUUAUAUCAAGUAUGAUAGAUUUUGCAGUAUCUUUAUCUGUUUAAACAGAAACCAACGGAGCAAUAACAGCUUUAAGAGCUUUUAGACUAAUUAGAGUUUUUAAACUAGCUAAAUCAUGGAAAAAAUUUCAUAAUCUUUUAAAAACAAUGGUCAGAACAUUAAAAGACAUUAGCACUUUCUCUAUUUUACUGUUUUUGUUCAUGUUUACCUAUUCACUCCUUGCAAUGGAACUUUAUGCAAAUAAAGUAAAAUUUGGUCCUGAUGGUACUUAUGAUUUAGUUAACGGAUAAUCUACAAAUACCAAUUUUGAUGACUUAGUAUCAGCUUUUACAACCGUUUUUAUCAUUCUAACAAAUGAUGGCUGGGCAGGAAUAUUCUUUGACUGCUACAGAUCUGUUGGUUCAACUGUUUCCAUUGUUUUCUUUAUAAGUUUGAUAAUUUUUGGCUAAAAAAUCCUCUUAAAUUUAUUCUUAGCUAUUCUAUUGGAAAACUUUGAUGAGGAAUCUCUAAAUUAAGAUAUUAAAGAUUAAUUGUAAGAUGCUGAAGAAAGAUAAAAGCAUAAGAUUACUUUGCUUCAAAAGGUUAAGAUGAUUUUCUAAAGAUGCUUUUAAAAGUGCUAAUAAAGAAGAAAGAAGAAAUUAAAUGAGUCAUUAAAUCUUAAUGGUACUUUAAAUAAUUCUCAAAGAGUAGGGAUGCUUCCAGAGAUUUCUAUUUCUAAAGAUGAAACAACAAAGCCUAAUCAUGCUUCUUUAUUAUUUGGAUCUCUUAAAAAGAGCAAUGAUUCUACAGUUCCUAUACCACCAUCAACUCCAGUUACUCCAACUAGAAAAAAAAGAAAGCAUACUCGUAGAUAAGGACCACCAAUGAAAGGAAUUACAUUAGGAAUAUUAGGACCUAGAAGUAAAUUUAGACGAGUAAUAUUUACCAUAGUAAAUAAUUCAAAGUUUGAAUUCUUUAUCAUUUUGGUCAUUUUAAUUUCAGGUGUAUAGCUCGCACUUGAAAGGCCUCUUAAUGAUCCAAAUAGUGAUUUAAUCAUGACACUAAAGUACAUUGAUGUAGGUACAACAAUCAUAUUCUGUUUGGAAUGUAUCAUGAAAGUAAUGGCAUUUGGACUAAUCUUUAACGGUAAACGAAGUUAUCUUAGAAAUUCUUGGAAUAUUGUUGAUUUCUCUAUCAUCAUAUUCUCAAUUAUCUCUUUAACGCCAUUGUCUGACGCAUUUAAAACAUUCAAAAUGCUAAGAGUUAUUAGAGGAAUUAGGCUUAUAAGCAGAAAUGAGGGACUAAAAGUAGCUGUAAAAGCAUUGAUACAGGCUAUUCCUCAGAUAGCUAACGUAACUAUCAUUACACUCUUGUUCUUUUUAAUAUUUGGAAUCAUAGCUGUAAAUUUCUUCAAAGGUAAAUUCUUUUUUUGUAACUCAGAUUCAAAUCCUCCUGAGCUAAAAAUUUUAAUUAUCGACAAAUGGUCUUGUCUGAACACUGGUGGUAUUUGGAUGAAUAAACCUUGGACUUUUGACAACGUUAUUGAGGCAAUGAAGUCCUUGUUUCAAAUGUCAACAACAUCAGGAUGGUCAGAUAUAAUGUUCAUGAGUUUAAAAGUUGGAGAGAUAGAUUAAGUUUAAAAUGAAAAAACUGGAUUAUACUGGAUAAUUUUUCACAUUAUCUUUAUUAUUGUUGGUGCAUUUUUCUUGCUUAAUCUAUUCGUUGGUGUUGUGAUAAGUACAUUCAAUAGAGAGAAAGAUAAAAUAGGAGGCAAUAAUCUUCUUACCGAUAGUUAAAAGUAAUGGCUUGAUACUGUAUAGAUUACUCUUAAGGCAAGACCGAUAAAAAUUUUAAAUAAACCUAGAAAUAGAUUUAGAUAGGUAUUUUAUAAGGUCUAAAAGUUAGUGUGGUUUGAUAGAGUUAUCUUUGUUUGUAUUCUUCUGAAUACUCUUAUUCUUAUGAUUAAGUUCUAUAGAUAGUAGCCAGAUGUUCAAACAGCAACAGAUAGUUUAAAUUAUAUAUUCACAUUUAUCUUUACUAUGGAAGCAGUUAUUAAGAUAAUUGCAAUUGAUAAAUCUUACUUUGAAGAUAAUUGGAAUAAUUUUGAUUUUGUCAUAGUUAUUGGGUCCAUAAUCAGCUUGAUCAUUUCAGCAUUUUCUUCAUUAAAGCUAGGAGGUGCAACAACGAUUAUUAGGGCUUUUAGAAUUACUAGAAUAUUUAGAAUUGUUAAGAGAGCUAAAACGUUAAGAACAGUGUUCAAUGCUUUCAUCUUCACAAUACCAGCUUUAGCAAAUGUAGGAGGACUACUAUUGCUACUUCUCUAUUUGUAUUCUAUUGUUGGAGUAAUACUUUUUGGCGACAUAAAAAGAAAUGGAAUAAUUACCGAUUCUCUUAACUUUGAGACAUUUCCUAAUGCAUUUGUAACAUUAUUUGUUGUUUCAACUGGUGAUGCCUGGGAUCAAAUAAUGAAUGCCUCCAUACGAAAUAGGUCAAUAGAUUAUCAGUGCAAACACAAUCCUACUUACUAAGAUUUUAUCGACAACAACAAGGAGCCUAUAGGGUGUGGUUCAGUUGAAAUCGGAUUAUUUUACUUUUACAGCUACAUAUUAUUAGUUAACUUGAUAUUCUUAAAUCUUUUCAUUGCAAUUAUUUUGCAAGGAUAUGAAGAUACAUAACAAAAGGAAAACAAAUUAUUCAAUUAAGAUACAAUGGAUCAUUUUAGAUAGUGCUGGUCACAAUUUGACCCGCAUGCCACGACUUACAUAAAAAUUGCAGAUCUAAAAGAAUUUUUGUUUGCUCUAGGAAAGCCACUUGGCUGGAAUGAGAAGAUGAGAGAUAAGCCAUCAACCUAGGACAGAUUUAUUGCAAAUCUUGAAUUACCAAUCCUGAAUGAUUUUAAAGACUAUUAAUUCUUAGAUGUACUCGAAGCUUUAGCGUUAAGGUUAGUUGUCAUUGAUAGAUUAGAAAGAGAAAAAGGAAAGUUAAAAAGGUAGGACGAGGAAGAAAAAGAUGUGCUAGGAGAAGAUAAAUAUGAGAAACAAGGCUCUCUAAUUGAACAAUAAAAGGAAAUUAAGAAAAAGAUACAAUAGGAUAUCAAUAAACUAUAAUUCAAUGAAGAUGCAUAAUAAAUUCAGGCAGUUAUUGAAAUGUAAAAAGGGAUGGAAAAAAGAAAAACCUUGGGACCUAAGGAUGAACUAGCUUCUCCUUUCACAUCUGUACAUCAAGCAGCAGCUUUGGAGUCUGUUAAGCAUAUGAAAUUUAUCAUUUAGAAGAGAAAACAACUCAAGAAAAGUCAGAACGGAAGUAGAGUGAUAAGCAGCAAUGAAAGCAAUGAAUAGACUUCAGAGACACCUCUUAAUAAAAAAAAGACUUAAAAGGUUAUUUUGGAAAAUGAGCACUCGAAGAUCGAGGAAGAUGCUAGAGAAGACCAUCAGAGUGACGAAGAGUAAAAGAAAAAGAUCCCAAGAGUGGACUGA
This is a messenger RNA of Stylonychia lemnae, 5550 nucleotides long. Lineage: Eukaryota; Ciliophora; Spirotrichea; Sporadotrichida; Oxytrichidae. The record is from the annotation of a GenBank genome assembly.